AUGAGCAGCUACCAGCGACCUGCUGGCCGAGAGGACUUUUCAGUGGCCCUUGUUUGCGCCCUAUCACUUGAGUUCGAUGCUGUUUGUAUGGUAGUCGAUGAGUUCUGGGAUGAGGAUGGUGAUCAAUUCGGCAAGUCUGACGGGGAUCAUAACAUGCAAGGGAAAGGUGAACUCAGCAACCGCCGCCACAAGCCUUCGCGUAACUCAGGCCAUUCCCUCUUAGCGAGACAACAGGGGUCAAACUACGGCGGGACGAUAAAAACGCUUCAUCAAGUGAACCAGGGCAAUCGGAUGCGCGUUUCAACUACCCAGCCACCUCGAGCUUACGAGCAGGGAGGGUCUUCAUUUAUGUCGAAUGUUGUGUCUGGAGCUGGUGUGCAACAGGGGAACUUUAUGGAAUUCUACUGA
This is a messenger RNA of Fusarium proliferatum ET1, 408 nucleotides long. RefSeq lists its product as uncharacterized. Bases 1 to 408 code for a protein of 135 amino acids. The record is from RefSeq and is a predicted model, not a curated record. The transcript has 2 exons. Lineage: Eukaryota; Fungi; Ascomycota; Sordariomycetes; Hypocreales; Nectriaceae.